Messenger RNA from Oreochromis niloticus (Nile tilapia), 8233 nucleotides. RefSeq names its product nudix (nucleoside diphosphate linked moiety X)-type motif 14 (gene nudt14). The transcript is spliced from 6 exons. Bases 293 to 916 code for a protein of 207 amino acids. The record is from RefSeq and is a predicted model, not a curated record. NCBI's taxonomy places the organism in Eukaryota, Metazoa, Chordata, Actinopteri, Cichliformes, Cichlidae. Gene Ontology annotation, molecular function: metal ion binding; UDP-sugar diphosphatase activity. Gene Ontology annotation, biological process: nucleoside phosphate metabolic process; ribose phosphate metabolic process.
CUUCACUGUCAGUUAGUGUGCGGGUGACAGACAACAGCGGUGAGCCUCCAAAUCUAAGCUCCAAGUGUAAACUAUGGAAGAGAUUAACAACAUUGAAGUGGUUCCGUGCACAGAGUCUGACUAUCUAAAGCCGUUCAGGGUGCACUAUAGCCAGUUGGCAUACAACUUCACACGGUAGUGCUGGAGACAGACUGGCAGACAACCCUUCCUUCAGUAGCAGCUGAAGUAGUUGACAUUCACAACACUUUAUAAGGAAUAUUGAGAGAAUGGCACAAAGAAAUCGUGGGACUUCAUGCGGACCCAUGACAGUGUAUCUGUGCUGAUCUUCAACACCACCUCACACUGUUUUGUCCUCGUCAAACAGUUCCGUCCAGCUGUAUACAUGUGUGAAUGGGAAAAGGCCAAGACGCAGCCACCAAAGUCUGCUGAAAAAACCGAGGAGGGCGCUGCAGAAGCUGCGACGGAGUCUCAGCAGGGCCAGUCAGCCUCAGAAGGGGAGAGCUCUUCUCAGUGGCUGCCUGCCUCUGCGGGGGUCACCUACGAGCUCUGCGCUGGCCUGGUGGACAAACCUGACCUCUCUCUGGAGGAGAUCGCCCGCCAGGAGGUGCUGGAAGAGUGUGGCUACGAUGUGCCAGCUUCCAAGCUGAAGAAGAUUACUUCUUACAGGUCGGGUGUAGGUGUAACUGGUGCCAAGCAGACCAUGUUUUACGCUGAGGUGUCUGAUGACAACUGCGUCAGCCCAGGUGGAGGUGAGCCAAAGGAGGGAGAGCUUAUCGAGGUGGUCAAAGUCCCGCUGCACGAGGCCAUGACGUUUGCCUACGACGAGCGUAUUCCCAAAACCAUGGGCGUCAUUUUUAGUUUCAUCUGGUUCCAUAAUAACAUGUCUCCUAAGUACAAGAUCUCCACCAAUGUGUAACUAUUAUUAAAAUAAGCCCUCUUUCUACAAUUUAUUCCAGAUUAAAUCAAACACUGGCCCAGCACACUCACUCCUCCCCUUAAGGCUCUUCAUCCUGUAUUGCCUUUUUGCUUAUUGGUACAUGAUGAAGGGUGGGCCCCUUGUCUUGUUGCCAGCUGGUAUCUUUAAGGUUUGUCCUAUUAGCUUUUUUAAAAAGACAAGUGUUUUACGUGGUCCUAGUGUUUUUCCUAAAUACAAAUUUGCCAUAGCUGGUUGUCACUGGCACUUUUUCUCUUCUUUUUAUACGUAAAUCAUUCAUUUACUGUGCCAUUUGUUAUCAGUGGCUGCAUAUCACAGAUUUCAUUUGCCUGCCCUUAAUUAAAGGAAUGCUCCACUGUUUUUUUUAAUUUUGUUUUAAUGUAGAUAUUGAAUAAUAUCUACAUGUUAGUGUUUUUAAAACCAAAAUUUGGUCGAGAAAAAGGCCUUUAAUGUUCUUUAAACUUGUUUCCUCCAUUGCUAGUUGCUUUAGUAUAGAUAUUUAAAGCUCUAGUAUAUAUGAUUUCAUAAUACUGUAACAAUAUUGUAUUUUCUAUUAUUAUGUGGAAAUGCCUCAAAACCAGAAUGGAGGCCACUGAAAACCACUGUUCGACUUAAUUAAACCCAGUUUCAAAAUUAUUUGUGGUCAAUGCACUGUAUUUCCAUUUUCACACAUUUUCGCACAUGAUGAGAAGGCUUGCAAGUGAAAACAUUCCUCUUUCUCACCUCUGCUACAUUAAACGCGGCUGUCAGUAUUCAUGAUUAACCUCUAAUGUGCCGCUGGUUACCUUCAGUUUGCCAGCAUUUCCACUGAAAUCUUGAAAGCAUUUUUGCUUUCCUGAAAAAGUCUGAUGACUGUGACAAUGCAAAGCACAUAUACAGUAGCUACUUUUUGCACUGUUUAUAAUGUAAAGAUAGAUAGAUAGAUGAGGUUACAAAAAACAGUGGAGUAUUCCUUUAAUCCAUGAUCCAGUAAUGCAAAAACUAUACUAGUCAAUCAUGGGGCCUUGUAAUGAUUGGGGUAUUCAGGGAUGCCCCAUUUAAGUUCUGAAUCAUAGCCUUCAAGCAAUACUUACCUAAGUACUCCAGGCUGAACAAUCACGUAGUAUCGUUGAAAUCAGCCCUUAUCCUUUUCAUCAAAUUCUUCGCGAAGUCAAACCAGUUAACAUUAGCAAACACUUACCUCUGCUCAGAGGGCCUCAUUUUAAUUAACUCAAUUGCGCUGAAGCACGAUCCUGAUUAAAAGCAGCCUAUUUGUAGUUGGAAACACCUAAAUCCACUUCUGGUGACAUCUUCACACUGAUGUGCUACAGGCUUUUUCAAGCCUGUAGCACAUCAGUGGAGUCUCAGACAAACAACAGUUUGUUUCGUUUUUUAUUUUGUUUGUUUUUUAGAGUUUUGGAGGAACUCAAAUGUAUACUGUUGGGGAAAUGCUGUCUUAAGGCAGUAGCCUCUAUUUUUCUUAUUUUUGAAAUUGUUUAUUUUUUGCACACAGCACACAAUUAAUUAGAGAAAUGUUCAGAAAAUGUAACCCAUAUGAAAGUCUGAUUUUUAUAAUAAUUCAUUUGCAAAACUCACAUGCUGAAAACCAUUAAUGCACAAACCUGCUCUGUCUCUUAUUGUAUGCUUCUGUACACUACAUGCAAUUCACAAUGGGUACCUGCUGUAAACAUAACAUUUAUUAAAAGUUGAUUGGAGAAUGCUUUUCAGUUGUCAACUAUAGGCCUAGAGACUAGUCACCGAACUGUGUAUUCCCUGACCAGUUGGCGAGUGAUUUCUAGAUGAUGUUGGCUUUUUUGUGGUUGCUUUGUUCGCUAGCAAAUUGUUGCAGUCGCCCUUAGUGUUCAUGGAAGACACAGAGGUGAAAACACUAAUUGACCACCACGAAUCUGAGAAAGAAAAAGUGGACUACAUCGUGGACACUGGGAGUGGUUCCCUUCAAAGUAAAAGUUGUGCCUUACCGUUUACACCAAAAUGUUCCAAAAACCACAACUUUUACUCUGAAGACGAAGACUAUCAUUGGAUUCUUCACAGUUUCAGGACCAAUUUUCAAACAGUUUUCAGGUGUUGGCAAUAUAUUACGCACUGUAUACCUCUCUGUAGCCGAUUUCACCUCACAACUGGCAACAGCCUCUAGCAACCACUCGCCUACUGAUUAGGAAAUACCCAUUUUUCCCUAGUGACCAAUGAUUACCAACAAGCCACUGACUGGUCUCUUGUCAGCAGCCUAUAGAAACCUUAGCAGCCAGUGGUUGCUGGAGUGACCAGUGGUUGCCAGGCUCCUGCCAACCAGUCUCUUGACUUGUACGACUGGACCAUUAAUGGUUGAAGUGGAAGGAGCCAGUGAACAAUUUUCCACCAGUAGGAGCAGGAUAACAGUGUCAUCUGACACUGUUUGCUGCGCACUAUCUAGCAAAAAGCAACCUGUUUUUUGGGGGGGGUUUUUUAGGCAGUGGAUCUGCAUUCGUAGCUUGGGUUGUUUUAGUGUAGGCAAAACUAGUUUUAGGUCAGUGAUUUGUAACUUGUAAUGCUGCAGCUAUUGUGACAGUUUGAGUCACCUGCUACUAUAGUAGUUCUCUGAGUGAACAGCUUGCCAUGUUCAAGUUGAAAUGACAGUACCCUGUCUAACGUCACACCCUACACAAGUAGCUACUUGGUUUACUACAUCAAAAUGAAUAUUCAUAAGUAUCAGAAAAUGAGACGCACCUCUGAACUCACAAAGUGAUUCUCAACAGCAGUUUCUUAAAAUCUCAGGUCCAAAUAGUCCAAUCUUUGAUUAUAUUCAGAGUGGAUCUCUGAAUGUGAUGAUGACCAGCAUGUCUGUUACUAUAUUUUCACAUUUCAAAAUCACUUGCAGCUUCACUAACUAGGCAAGAAAGUUAUUACUAAUACUAUAAAAUGUUAGUGUUUUUCUUCACUCAAAAAGGGCUGGUACAUCAUUUAUUAUUUAAUAUGUGAGGAAGAGAACCACCCCACCUUGUAGUUUUGUUAACAAAAAGUACAUAUAUAGAUAUACAAAAACCGAAGCAAAGCCAAUACUGUCUUAAAAAAUUCACCUUCAAUGACACAUUUCAUUAUAUUAACAUUAGUACAGUAAUAAUAAUAAGAGAACUACACUUUGAAACACCCAUUAAUAAAGCUGAAAUCCUUAUGGUGCACCUGCAGAAAUGUUUUUUUUUAACUUCAGAAAUGCAAUGAAUGAGUACAGAUAGUGACAACAAGGUUAAAGUAAUGCAGCGUAAUAUAACAGUAAAUCCUAUAUUAUAUAGAGCCACAUUUCUGUACUUAUCUGUGUAGUUUGGGUGGAGAAAAUAAUACUACUACUAGCAUUACAGAUAACAUUGUCCAAAAUCAGCACCUCUCUGAAAGAAGAGCACUUUUAUAUUACACUUCAUUAACUUAAGCAAGGUUUAGCAGCCAGGUGUGCAUAUGAGUAAAUACUCUAGGUUAAUAUGAACAAUCAGUCUAGCAUUUUUUUUAAUGCUUUUCAAGCACCAAGAACAGCUGACAAUCAAAAGUUCAACAUUGAUUUUUCUUUAAACCUGAUGCUUCUUAUUCACUUGGUUUAUGUCUAUGUUUGUGAUGCUCUUCUCCUCUACAUACUAAGAAAUCCAGCAAAGAGAAGAGCAUAACUUUUGGGCAUAUCCCUAUAAGUUUGUCAUGGAGCCACCUGAAAUUCCGUCACCUGCACAGAUUAAAAAAAUCAAAGGUUGUAUUUUAUUCCACACACUGACGCAAACAUUUGGGGAGUAACUUCCACCCAAAUAGCUUAGAAAAAUAUGCAUAAUCCUAAAGCCAUAAAUAUAAUUUGUUGAGCUUCUUUGUCCUUCGUCGAACAUGGAUAAUUCCUCGAUGUGGGAUUGUAGAGUUUGCUCACACUGCUUGAAACAUUUGCUCAAUAGGUUCAUAUUUUCUCCAUCAAAUGCAUUGACUUUUGUGAGCGUGAUAUCGGGACACUUUGGAAAAAUGUGGAAAGCACCUUUGGAAAACCAUGAGAUUACUUAUUAGUCUUACACAUUGUACCCCUAACAAGACUGCUGUAUGCUGCCUGACCAAGACAAAUAUCGGUAUUUUUGCAUUGAUGACAACGUGCACUUGCCGUGGGCUUGUUUCUGUAAGGUUAGGGAAUAUCCCAACAUUUAUUUCCAUCCAGAGUUCUAUUAGGAUUUUGCAAAGGUUUCAUCAUUGAUGAUGGGUCAGACUGCUGUAUAAAGUCGUCUUCAGCAAAGAUUCUCAGUGUGGAUACAGCGCUCUCCAGUCUGCCGUACUCCUCAAACUUCCCAUUCCCAUUAAUGGGAAAAACCUAGUAAUUCAGCGCCUCACCCGUGCUCGAGGUUUCUUCCUGUUAAAUAAAAGGAGUUUUUCCUUCCCACUGUGGCCAAGUGCUUGCCCUUAGGGGACCUCUGUAUUAUUUUAGGUUCUUUACCUUAUCUUACCUCAAGCAACUUGAGGCCACCAAUGUUGUGAUUUCCCAGUACAUAAAUUAAAUGGAAGUUAAUUGAGUUCAUUAUCUUCAGGUUGUCAGCUGACCUUUUUAUUGGGGCACGUAAUGUCCUCGAACCUAAACGGGACCAAUUGAGUUCUCAGUGUGCACUUAGAAAUAUUUACCUUCACUGUUAAACACAUCCUUGAUCUGUUUUAGUAGUUUCACCAUGUAGGCCAAUAAUUUGAAACGGACUAACGGCUUUUCCACAACCGCAGAAUAUCUUCAAACAUGGUUGCUUGAGAACUGCAUUGGUUAGUGUUGGAUAAUCUGUUGUCAGCAAAAACAUAUUAAUUACUGCAGUAAUUAUACAGUGGAAGGCUUUUAUGCGUUUCCUUAGUUAAAUCCAGAUGUGACUUGUUUUGGCCAGGCAGUGUAUUAUAUGUUGUAACAUCAUAAAUUGCUAUUAGCUUUCAGAAGUUACUCAACACUUCUGCAGUCUCUUUUCUCUCAUAUGACAAUCAUACAGCCCUUUGUUUUUUAGGUCAAAGUGGAUCUCAACACUUGUUUGGUUUACUGGAGAAGCUCAGUGAAGGGUUUCCAAUGGCGCUCACAGUUUUCCAUUGUCUUGUUCUCAUCUAGUAUUGUGGAGUAUAAUAGAAGUAUCACACUUGUGUCUAGAAAUAACUGAAAUGUGUUAGCCAUGAGGAUUCAAGGCUGGAAGAAAAAAAAACAAUUUUUAGAAAUGUGUUUUACCAGUGUUUGCUUCUGAUUUGGCUCAACGUAAAAGCCAUUUUAACUUUUUAAGGCCAGUCUGUAACUUUUAACGUGCCUGUCAAAAGUGAAGAGCUGCACAGUGACUUCUCUUUAGGCUGAAAUAGAUUUUUUUGUUUUGUUUUGUUUUGUUUUUUUGUUUCAGGCAAGUGAUUAUUUCCUAACACUUUCCCUUCAAGUUGUCAAGAGUAUUUGGUGGAUUUGCAGCAGCAUUAUGAGUCACUGACUGAAAAUAAAAGUACCGUCCAUGCGGGUGAAUAGCAGCUGCAAAGUGGGAAGGAUCGUGUCAGAUGUCUGCUAAUGUGAUUGAUUGGUGCAGAGAAUUCGGUUGCCAAAAGAAGCACAAACAAAGUGGUAGCACUUCAGGUUCAGCUGGUUCAGCCAGCUUCAGCCUGUAUUUGAGUUAUUUUAGUUUUGUUUAGCCUGUGGAGUCAAAACUUAUCACGUAUUCUGUGUUAUCAGGCCUGCUGUUAAUUUUGUACUUGGGAUUUUCUUCUCCAUUGAUUUUUUUUUUUUUUUAAUCAGCUUUUGUGUAAUCUUAUUUAGUUAGAAACAUCUGUGUGUUUCUGUGUUAAACACAACUGUUUUGAGUUUAAAGGCAAUCUUUGAGGUCUUUUUUUGCUGAUUCAACACUGGUGACUAACAUUAUUCUUGGAGACUUAUAGGAAAAGUUUCACAGCUUUGGAGGAAUGUGGUUAUUAGCCCCCCUUUUUUUUUUUUUUUAACGUUAUUCAAGUCGUUUUUGCUCAGUUUUUAACUACAGUCAUUGUGUCUUUGGCUCCAGCACCUUCAAACCGUGUACCUGAAUGCCACAAAGACGGAGCAUUUACUGCUACAGCUACUCUGCUAGAUGUACUGGUUGCGUUGUGCUCUCUGUGUAGACACUCAGUUAGCUUUGGCUUGCUGAUAACUGCUGGCUGCAGCUCAACUUCACUGUGCCGGCGCCACGGUGUCAAAAAAGCAAAUAAGCACGUUUCGUCCGUUAACUGUCCCUUUAGGUCUACCAGUGCAACAAGCCUAACCUGCCCCUCUACGACAAAUCUAAACACAUUUUUGACAGUUUAGAGUGAGGUUGCAGACUGUGCUACAGGUAAGCCAUAUGCUACUUGUAUUUAAUAUACAGGAAAACUCAUAUUUAUGGUAAGCAAAUGACUGAGUAUUUCAUUCUUGCCUAUGCUGGAUUUUCAGCCAUUUGCCCAGCAUUUCUACCUCCAUCACUCAGGCACACAACAAAGAUGUUUUGUGUCCGUUUGCUUGACCCUAAGGUGUUGAAAUUCUCAAAAACAGAUCAGUAACGUGGGGUCCCAGUGGUUCCCUGUCACAAAAUACUUCAUUCAUCAGUACUUUUAUAGCUGUACCCUGCCCCCAUGGCUAUGCUGUAAUUGCUUCUUCAACUGUGAUUGUUUUUUUGUUUUCUUUUGUUAAUGGUUCGUGCACUGUUUGACAGUCUCUUACUGUAUUUUUUGAUGAUCUGAACAGCAGAAAAUAAAUUUAAAGGUGCUAUGUGUAGUAUUGAGUUAUUGAAGAAGGUGUAGUACUGUUAAUGAUUUUGUAUUAAGUCCAAGACUAAGUCACUUUUGCUUCUUAAUUAGCAGACUGGUAGCUGAAUAUUCGGAAGCAACAGAGGCAAUGAAGGAGCUCAAAGUGACUGUAUGUUGUAGCACAUGUUAUUCUAUUAGGCAGUGAAAAUCCUACACAUACUACCUUUAAGUGAGCGAAGUACUCUGAUUUUUCUUAUGAUAAAGACAUAAAGAAAUUUGUCCAGUUGUGAUUUUUUUUUUUUUCCCCCUUUCUGGUGUCUUAAACUGAAUUUGUGUUUUUAAGAAAAUAUUUUCAGAAAAAGGUACAGGUAUGAACAUUGCAUAUUUAUGAAUUUAUCAUGUAUUUUAUGCUUUAUUAAAAUGUGUAUACUCAUUGUGGGCAGUGUUUUUAGUAAUGUUUCGAUUUUGUUAAUUUAUUACCUAAAUGUUAAAAUAUUUAACUUUCAAAACAUGACACUUGGUACAAACAUACAGGAUAUAUUUAAAUAUGAUACUUUGCAUGUGCACUGUGUUGGAUUAAAUUGCAUUAAAUUCAAAUAAAAAUGGGUUUGAUGCCCAAAGUGU